AGGAAGUGCCUUUAAAUUACGUUAGCUUCAGGAGCUAACGUGAGUUGACCAACAAAAUGUUGAAUGACAGCGAAUAUGUGAAUUUAAGGAACAGGUUUAAAAAAGAUGCGGAGUUUCUUAGGCAAACAUUGACACCGGCUGUCGAAGAUGAAAAGAGCCAGGAAGACAAAGAUGUGAAACCACUCCCUCGUAUCAACAAGCACUCUGUUUUCUGGAUUGUGUCAUCUGUAGCUGUGACCUAUUAUGCAGAUUUUUUCCAUGUCAUUAUGGAAAAUGAUGAGAUCAAAAGCUGGUGGUUUAAUGUUGGUCUGAUACUCCUUGGGAUCAGCAUAUCUCUGGCAAUGUUUUGCAUUGUGUACCUGGAGUGGUUCAAAGGCAUCCAGCAUUAUGACCAAGAGUAUCCUGCCAUUCCUCCCAUUACCACUGCAGCCUUUAUCGCUGCAUCAUGCAGCUUUAACAUUGCCCUGUGGCCUGUGUGGUCCUUCUUCACUCCACUCAUCCUCUUCACACAGUUCAUGGGUGUGAUCAUGUUUGUCUCUUUGCUUGGAUGAACGAUUAAAGAGUUUUCCAAAGAUAGAAAUGGUGAAAGAACGUAAGAGGACAAUAUCAGCCCUGUCCUAAAGAGCUUUAGCUGGCUUUCUGGUCCACAACAGUUUCGGUGUGGACCUGCCUUGGCAUUUUGGAUCUGCAUCACCAACAAAGUACCAGACAUGGGAAUAACGAGACCUUCCCCUCGUCAGGAUCAGGUCCACUUGUUCACAAGCCUUAAUUAUACUCACAGUUUUUUUAAGUGCUUAUACUCUUGACAGUUUCUAAGUGCAACAUUCUGCGUUUGCUAUAAAAAGUUUAAGUAUUUUGACUUGGCAGCAGGGUAUUCAGAACUGUGAGAAAGUGAAAACAUUUCUUUUUAGAAUUUAGUUAUUGUCUUAGUUUGGGAUAACCAUGUUAGGGUUUUUGUUCAAAUAUUUUGCACUGUAUUAGUGUUUUAUCUUCAAUAAACUCUGUCUUUUAUAACUUU
Messenger RNA from Austrofundulus limnaeus, 1018 nucleotides. It is a transcript of the gene tmem128, whose product is annotated as transmembrane protein 128. Bases 57 to 551 code for a protein of 164 amino acids. NCBI's taxonomy places the organism in Eukaryota, Metazoa, Chordata, Actinopteri, Cyprinodontiformes, Rivulidae. The transcript has 5 exons. The record is from RefSeq and is a predicted model, not a curated record.